AGAAGGCUACACAAGAUACUGAAAAAGACAUCACCGUCACUUUCAACCUCAAUCCUCGCAAACAUCUGAACCAGCAACCACUCCCCGUCAAACAAUCAAGCAAACCCCUCUCAUAACAGAGGUGUCAAUUCAAUAGAUACCACUAUCCCCUGACACAGAAGAUGUGAUACCUCAACACUGACUGUUGAUCAUCUCCAUUUACGGACCAAUAAUGAACGAGCAUAUCGCUCCACUCAUGCCACUGCCCGGAUUCAUGGGCUUGAUCCGUCCGUUUGCUCACUGAACUGCAGUGGACGCGUCGGCGCGUAUUUCUGUUUACUAUUUUGACUACUUGGGAUUCGUCCUUCAUUUUGGGUUUCUUGUGCCUCUUAUAUAUAUUACCUAGGCGUUAUAUUCAUUGACUUAUUAGAUCGUGUCGAACGAUUGUCCACUAAAUAUGCCUGCGCAAAAGAGGACCUCCACUGAUAUGAUGGAUCCUGCGAUCGCUACUGGCCAUGAUAAAGAGAAUCAGCCAGCGGCAGGAACAGCAUCACCGUCUGGAAAUACGCAGAAAAGCUGCGACGAGAUUCGGCAGGAGAUACGCGAUUUCAUCGCUUCAGGACAGAUGAACGCCAACGAGUUCCAGCGCGCAAUUAACGUGUCUCCGCGGUCAUAUUCUGAGUUUUUGAGCCAGGAGGGCGUCAAGGGCGCCCGGUCGGCGACGUAUAAGAACGCCCUGAAGUUUUUUGACAGCCGGAGCGGGGGACCUGUUGUGCCGUUGGCUGAGACUCAGCCUGCGGCAACUGCGGCAGGAAGUGCCCCGAAGAGGCCGAAGAAGAAUCAGCCAGCGAGUCCGGCCGCGGUUGAUCUUUCGGGUGUUCACUUGGAUGGAGAUGAGGAUGGGAGUGUGCAGGUCUUUGAGACGUGCGAUGUGGUGAGGAGGAAAAUCCGGGCGCAUUUGCGUAAGACCGGAGUGACGCAGGCGGGCUUCAUGAGAGAUGUUGCGAAGGCGGCGUACCCGCAGGGUACGAAGAGGCUGAAUGCGAAUUCGUUCGGGGAGUUUCUCAAGAAGAAGGGCCCUACCGCUGGGAGCUCAGGGACGGUAUUCUAUGCCUCGUAUGUGUAUUUUGAGAAGUUGAGGAUCAAAAAUGGAGAGCCGAAGGACGCCUUUAGACUUGAGAUGGAGAAGCUCUGGCCGAAUGGCUUCGAGCUUGAGAAUGUAGCUAACGGGAGGAUGUGGUGUGGUCCCAAUGUGAGACCCUGGGUUGACAUAUAUGGGAUGGUGCACUUUUCGUGACUGUGACUGGCGGCUCGUUUACGGUCCAUCUUGUUUGGAAUUGUUCGAGAAUUGU
This is a messenger RNA of Aspergillus vadensis CBS 113365, 1331 nucleotides long. RefSeq lists its product as uncharacterized. The record is from RefSeq and is a predicted model, not a curated record. The transcript is spliced from 2 exons. NCBI's taxonomy places the organism in Eukaryota, Fungi, Ascomycota, Eurotiomycetes, Eurotiales, Aspergillaceae. The coding region runs from base 437 to 1276 and encodes 279 amino acids.